CCUUUUAUGAUUGCACCUCGUUUUGGGAUUUUGGGGAUGGUUCAAACUAUAUAUAUAUACGGUCUAAAGCAUAUCACAAAAGCACAUGCUAUUCUUAGAUCCAAAAGGAUGUCACACAAAGCCUUGAGUUCAACCCUUAUCUUUCUCUUCUUCUCUUCCUUGGUGCUCUCUUCUCCGCCAGAGGAUCCAAUAAAGUGCUCCUCAAACAACACAACAUGCACCAUCACAAACUCCUAUGGCGCCUUCCCCGACCGAAGCAUCUGCAACGCAUCUCAGGUGUUGUACCCGACAACGGAGCAAGAGCUCGUGUCAGUGGUUGCAUCAGCAACAAGAAACAAAACAAAGAUGAAAGUGGCCACGCGUUUCUCCCACAGCAUCCCCAAGUUGGUGUGUCCUGAAGGCCAAAACGGGUUGCUUAUAAGCACCAAGUACCUGAACCAAGUGCUGAGCAUUGAUGUGGAAGCAAGGACAAUGAGAGUGGAGAGUGGUGUCACAUUGAAGCAACUCAUUGGUGAGGCUGCUAGGGUAGGGUUGGCCUUGCCAUAUGCACCAUAUUGGUGGGGUUUGACCAUUGGGGGGCUCAUGGGAACCGGUGCUCAUGGAAGCACUUUGUGGGGGAAGGGUAGUUCUGUCCAUGAUUAUGUGGUGGAGAUUAGGAUUGUUAGGCCUUCAGGUCCUCAAGAUGGAUAUGCCAAGGUUGAGACACUCAAUGAACAAAAUGAAGAUCUCAAUGCAGCUAAAGUGUCACUUGGUGUGCUAGGAGUUAUUUCACAGAUUACUCUGAAACUAGAACCUCUCUUCAAGCGAUCCAUCACGUACGUGGCAAAAGAUGAUUCAGAUUUGGGAGACGAAGUGGGUGGUUUUGGACAUGCACACGAGUUUGCGGAUAUAACGUGGUACCCAAGUCAACGAAAAGCUGUAUAUCGCGUUGACGAUCGUGUCCCAAUUAACACAUCGGGCAAUGGUCUCUAUGACUUUCUCCCAUUUCGUCCCACUCCUUCAGUUGCAUUAGCUCUCAUAAGAACCACAGAGGAUGUUCAAGAGUCCACUAAUGAUGCCAAUGGAAAGUGCAUCAGUUCAAAGACCACAACGAAUACCCUCCUCAACGCAGCUUAUGGAAUUACCAACAAUGGAAUAAUCUUCACAGGAUACCCUGUAAUUGGAUUUCAGAAUCGCCUUCAGGCAUCUGGGUCAUGUUUGGAUAGUCUUCAAGAUGGAAGGCUUUCAGCAUGUGCCUGGGAUUCAAGGGUGAAGGGAGAGUUUUUCCACCAAACCACAUUCAGCAUUAGGUUGUCCCUUGUGAAGAAUUUCAUUGAAGAUGUGCAAAAGCUAGUUCAAUUGGAGCCUAAGGGAUUGUGUGGCUUAGAGCUUUACAAUGGAAUCCUCAUGCGUUAUGUCAAGGCUUCAAGUGCAUACUUGGGGAAGCAAGAGGAUGCUCUAGACUUUGACAUCACCUAUUACCGUAGCAAGGACCCUAUGACCCCUAGGCUUUAUGAGGACAUUAUUGAAGAGAUUGAACAACUUGGGAUUUUCAAAUAUGGAGGGCUACCUCAUUGGGGUAAGAAUAGGAACUUGGCGUUUGAAGGAGUCAUCAAGAAGUACUUAAAUGCACAGAAAUUUUUUAGGGUUAAAGAGAGAUAUGAUUCACAAGGACUUUUCUCAAGUACUUGGACAGACCAAGUGCUUGGGCUAAAGGAUGGUCUCACAAUAGUGAAGGAUGGAUGUGCCUUAGAAGGUUUGUGCAUUUGCUCACAGGAUAGUCAUUGCAAUCCUAGCAAAGGUUACUAUUGUAGACCAGGCAAAAUUUACAAGGAAGCAAGGGUUUGUACUCAUUUGAAAUCCAAAUGAGACCAUACUUUAUCGAAAGGCCAUUCAUACUGUGUGAUAACUUACAUGUUUAUAGAUAUGUAGGAUUUACAUCUUACAAGUAAUUAAAAUAAAAAUUGUGUA
Cajanus cajan (pigeon pea) is the source of this 1950-nucleotide messenger RNA. RefSeq names its product putative L-gulonolactone oxidase 4. Gene Ontology annotation, molecular function: FAD binding; D-arabinono-1,4-lactone oxidase activity. The record is from RefSeq and is a predicted model, not a curated record. Gene Ontology annotation, cellular component: membrane. NCBI's taxonomy places the organism in Eukaryota, Viridiplantae, Streptophyta, Magnoliopsida, Fabales, Fabaceae.